UAAGAAAUUCUUGAAUCUGUGUUUGUUGUGCAGCAUCCUUUUCUUGUGACAAAAUAAAACAAACGUGAUAUCCAUUCUUUACACAGUGGUUAAAUGAAUGAAAAAAAAUGUUAUCCUUAAAUAAUAGUGAUGUAUUAUGCAUAUUGUUGAAAAGUUGUGCAUUCAGUUUAUUAAUAUUAUCCUGUAAUCAAAUAUUUGUCAGCAGCAAUAAUCACAAUAAAAGAUCAAUGAUAACUGAAGAUUAUGCCAAAGCAUUCGAUCAUGGCGCUAGAGUUCGCAAUGAAGGUGCAUGUCAUCAACCACGAUCCAUGAUAAUCUAUGUGAAUAAGACUGAUCCCAGUAAAGUUCAUCUGCCACGUGGAACAGUGUUACAUCGUUGUAAUGACCAGACUGGAUGUUGUAGCAAUCCCAGCGAGAGUUGUGUGGCAAUCGAAAUGCAGACAGUAGAAUUAUAUUUCAUAACAAUAACAUUACAGGUACAAUCACCAUUCAAAAAUCGUCGUGUGCGACAAAGUCCCAAAAUUGAAAAACUACUAUUCACCAAUCAUACACUGUGUGGUUGCCGUAUACGAAAUUCAUCCGAUCAAGAUAUCAAUAGUGAUGACGAUCACAAUAGAGAAAACGAAGUGGAUUUAUGAUUUUUAUUAUACCAACAACAAUCUAGCCUUUAACGAAUUAUUUGAUUUUAUUGAAUCUGA
This is a messenger RNA of Dermatophagoides pteronyssinus (European house dust mite), 698 nucleotides long. RefSeq names its product snake venom vascular endothelial growth factor toxin HF-like. NCBI's taxonomy places the organism in Eukaryota, Metazoa, Arthropoda, Arachnida, Sarcoptiformes, Pyroglyphidae. Gene Ontology annotation, biological process: hemocyte migration. The record is from RefSeq and is a predicted model, not a curated record. Gene Ontology annotation, molecular function: growth factor activity. Gene Ontology annotation, cellular component: membrane.